Messenger RNA from Mucor velutinosus, 393 nucleotides. RefSeq lists its product as uncharacterized. Gene Ontology annotation, cellular component: cytosol. NCBI's taxonomy places the organism in Eukaryota, Fungi, Mucoromycota, Mucoromycetes, Mucorales, Mucoraceae. Bases 1 to 393 code for a protein of 130 amino acids. The transcript has a single exon. The record is from RefSeq and is a predicted model, not a curated record.
AUGUCUGAUAUCAAAACUGCCGGUUUCCAAAGCUCUGAAGUCUUUGCCACUCUCAAACAAUCACUCGAUGCUCUUCCUGCCGAUGGUAAGGCCAAGCUGAUCAAGCAAGUCAAUGGCAUCUUUGAGUUCGUUGUAAAGAAUGCCGAGGGAAAGACUGAGACUUUCACUGUGGAUCUCAAGAAGGAUGGGUCUGUUGUCAAGGGAAAGGGCGCCAACAAGCCUGAUGCUAUCAUCUCUAUUGCUGAUGCCGACUUUGUUCAAUUAGCUUCUGGUAAAUUGAAUGGUCAAAAGGCCUACAUGUCUGGUAAGCUCAAGAUCAAGGGCCAAAUGAUGUUGGCUACCAAGCUUGAUACCGUCUUCAAGCAACUUGCUGGUGACAAGUCCAAGUUGUAA